Messenger RNA from Lindgomyces ingoldianus, 1299 nucleotides. RefSeq lists its product as uncharacterized. NCBI's taxonomy places the organism in Eukaryota, Fungi, Ascomycota, Dothideomycetes, Pleosporales, Lindgomycetaceae. Gene Ontology annotation, biological process: regulation of telomere maintenance via telomerase; telomere capping. The record is from RefSeq and is a predicted model, not a curated record. The coding region runs from base 1 to 1299 and encodes 432 amino acids. Gene Ontology annotation, molecular function: G-rich strand telomeric DNA binding; telomerase inhibitor activity. The transcript is spliced from 3 exons. Gene Ontology annotation, cellular component: nuclear telomere cap complex.
AUGUCGAGGUUGGACACGAAGCUACGACGUAUCAGUGAACUGGAGGCCGGUAAAUUUGCUGAUAUGGUGGGCGAAGUCAUCAAGACGUAUCCAGCCAACUUCGAUUCCCUAGAUAUAUAUGUCACAGAUUACACCGAAAACCAGGACCUAUUCUACUACCAGGAUCCCUCUGAGAUGGAUCUUCCUCCUACCAAGCCGUGGCCAGGGCCAUAUGGUCAGAUGACUCUGCAAAUCCGGCUUUUCGAGCCUCACGCAUCCUUUGCCCGUCAAAACAUUCGUGAGGGUGACCUCGUACACAUUCAAAAUAUUCAUGUCAAGUACUCCGCUGCAAACCAGCUUGAAGGGGCAGUCCACCAAGAUCGCAGAUUUAUUGAUCGAAUAAAUAUUCGGAAGAUUUCGCGACAAGACCAAAUCCAGCCGAUUCGCAAGCUCAAGGCUGAAUACUUCCGACGGAGGCUUAGUCGAAGUGCUACCAUCACCGUAAAUGAGCCUAAAAAGCCUUCCGCCAAAGCAUCCGCAAAGAAGAAGGAGGAAAAGAAGGAGAGACAGCGGAUGCAGAAAGAGCAAGAACAGAAGGAGCUGGAAGAGAGAGCCAAGACACGGGCCGCUGCUCGAGCUGGCAUCAAUCCCCAUAUUCGGGCUGGCGCCUCCGAGAUUCAGCUCUCUACAAUCUCCGAGAUUAUCAACAACCCUGCCCUUAAACAGACACACCGGAGUGGUAACGUAACGACUCUACCCUUUGUUAACGCGAAAUACCGGACACAUGUGCGAGUGGUCGACUUUUCUCCGGGGUUUCUUGAACAGUUCACUCAAUCUAUGGCAAACCCUGCCUGGAACCCUGCGGUACGAAACGGAAGCCCCGGCAACAGAAUGCCAAACGACCGUUGGGAAUGGGCCUUCGUUCUCUUGGUGGAAGACGCAAAUGUUCCUGCUGGAUCGACGCCCGAGAGGCUUCGCUUGUUCGUGUCUGGACAAGACGCAGAAGUCCUUUUGGGGGGACUCAAAGCAGUAUACAGUCUCAAGGAAUAUCCUGAAGCUGUGGACAAGCUUGAAGAGAAGCUGUUCAUUAUUUGGGGUAACCUCUUUGAGCUCAAGGGUGCGUUUAGAGGGACUAACAAUACGCUUCCGCUACCAUGCGGCGAUGAGAGACUCCAAAAUACUCCUUUCGAAUGCUGUGUGGAAGAGUAUGGCAAAAGGCUUGCCCACCCAACCCCGAUCCAUCCGCAAGGUUGGCAACGAACCCACAGGCUUUUUAAGACCCAAAUUCUGGACUCUGACUCUAGUGACAACUCAGAUUGA